AUGCUGCAAAAGCCUGUGAUCAUCAACUGCAAGGAUCUCGAGUUGAUAUUAUUCGCUCCUAGAUCAUUCAUCAACUACUACACCGGUCUCAGAAACCGAAAUCUGGUAUUGAAUCAUGAAAAUUCAAGCAAUUUCCACAUCAAUGAUCUUCGUAUGUUGGUUGAGAACUGGAAAACCUCCGAUCGACCAAUUGGCUCAAGUUUCUGUUAUUUCUCAUUAGAAAGCGAUAGAUAUUUCAACAUGGAUUCAUUGGAACUGCAAGGCACUUUUCCAGUUGAAAUUGAACGUAACGCAACAAAAAUGCGAGGAAUCGGUAUGAAAAUGGACGACAAUCGAGUUCUGUUCUUGUAUCAUGGUAGACAUCCGGUUGGAUUUUGGUACCACCCAGCAUUGAAGAUGGAAGUGGUUGCGAGUGGAUCGAAGAAGAAGAAUGAGGAUUCCAAGCCAUAG
This is a messenger RNA of Caenorhabditis remanei, 450 nucleotides long. RefSeq lists its product as uncharacterized. The record is from RefSeq and is a predicted model, not a curated record. Bases 1 to 450 code for a protein of 149 amino acids. Lineage: Eukaryota; Metazoa; Nematoda; Chromadorea; Rhabditida; Rhabditidae. The transcript has 4 exons.